Molecule: messenger RNA, 3203 nt
Organism: Caenorhabditis angaria
Lineage: Eukaryota; Metazoa; Nematoda; Chromadorea; Rhabditida; Rhabditidae
Source: the annotation of a GenBank genome assembly
AUGCUGUUCAUUUUGCUCCGGUUAUUUUGGGUGUUUUUGGUGUUUUGGGGUGAUGGUGGAGGAGUGGUGAAUUCGAGUUGUACAGGUGAGCAAUUCAAGGUUAUCACUUUCGAAAUGAAGUUUUCUGAUUUUGAAUUUGAUCCUAAAAAUAUAAAUUCCUACCGGGGGAUCUGGAAACUACGGUCGUUUUCAUAAUUUAAUUUUCAGAAAAAAAUUUCGAAUUGCCAGAAUUUUAAACUUUUUUCCGAAAAUUAUAAAGUUCGGAUAUUUUUUGAACAUUUCAAAAUAAUCUUUACACUAUGUUUUGAUAGUUCAAAUUUAGAGUUAGAAUAACUACCACCCAAUAUUUGAAUUUCAAAUUUUUCACAUGAUGUUUUUCCAGACCAUCGAUAUGGAAAUCCAGGAAAAACUUGCAAAAGAAUCAAAGAUGAGCGAUUCCAAAUCCGAGGUGUAAAAAUUGUGCCAAUGUGGGAAUUUCUUCUACUCAAUGAGAAUCGAGUGACGAGACAUAAAAGAGGUGUGACAUAUAGCCGAAGUCGACAUUUGAAUGUGACAAGUUUGAAUUCGGAAGUUCGAAGAUCGCAUUUAGUUCGACCACCGCCUUUGCCGAUUGCUCCACCGAGAUUGAAUCAAAUUAUUUUGCCAAGAAGAUUACAUGAGAAUCAUCAGCAACAAGUUGAACCGGCGCAUAUUUAUUCAAUGCAUGUUGAAGCGGGAAGACCGAUAUUGACAGGUUCAGCUGGAAGAAUCAAUUAUCAUCCAAGAUCAAAGAAAACAAAAAGACAGGAGAGUUAUCCAACUGCACCGCCUGAAGAAGAAGAAACAACAACGGAAAAGGAUUGUAAAUCAUGUAAAAAAGAAGGAGUUGUUGAAGAAUUGAUUGAAGCACAAGGAAAGAUUCUGGAGAAAGCUUUGAAUAUCAAACCGAUUGAAAAAGAGAAAGAAAAAGAGGAUAAGAAGGAAAAUAUUGUUGAGGAGUUGAUUGAAGCACAAGGGAAGAUUAUUGAAGAAAUUAUUGAUAAGGAUAAGGAGAAAGAAAAGGAGAAGGAAAAAACAAAAGCGGAGGAAAAUCACGAAGUUGUUAUGGAAAUUCUGGAAGCUCAGGGAAAGAUUUUGGAUAAAUUGAAGGAGGAUGAAGAAAAGAAGGAGAAGGAAAAAGAGAAUAAAGAGGUUGUUGAGACGAUUCUGGAGGCACAAGGCAAGAUAUUGGAGAAUUUGAAGAAUGUGACUGAAUCGGAGAAAAAAGAGGAGAAGAAGGAUGAGAAAGUUGAAGCGGUUAAGGAGAUUUUGGAAACUCAGGGGAAAAUUAUUGAAAAUCUCGCGGAGGCCAAGAAAAGUGAAGAGGAGAAGAAGGAGAAGGAGGAGAAGAUUGAAGCGGUUGGACAGAUUUUGGAGGCGCAGGAAAAGAUUUUGGAAAAUUUGAAGAAUGUUACUGAAGCUGAGAAGAAGAAAGAGGAGGAUGAGAAAGAUGGGAAGAAGGAAGUUGUGGAAGAAAUUCUUGAGGCUCAAGAGAAGAUUUUGGAAUCAUUGAAAAGUUCGGAGAAAAAGGAAGAAGAGGAAAAAGAUGAUAAAGGAAUUGUGAAAGAAAUUAUUGAAGCACAAGAGAAAGUGUUGAAAGCGGCACUUGAAGUGACUGAUAAAUCAGAAGAGAAAAAAGAGGAAAAAGAUGAGAAAGAAGUUGUUGGUGAAAUCAUCGAGGCGCAGGAGAAGAUUCUGAAAGCUGCACUUGAAGUUUCGGAUAAAAAAGAGGAGAAGGAAACUGAUGUUGUGAAGGAGAUUGUUGAAGCGCAGGAGAUGAUUUUGAAAGCGGCGCUGGAAGUAUCUGGAACAUCUGGAGAGGGGAAAGAGCCGGAGGAGAAAGAGGAGAAGAAAGGGUCGAAGGAGGUUGUUGAAGAGAUUUUGGAAGCGCAGGAGAAGAUUUUGAAGUCGGCGUUGAAGAUCAAAACACAAUCGGGGGAAGAGACGGAAGGAGAUGAUGAGAAAGAACAUUCGGAGGAAAAAGAAGAACAUUCUGAAGAAAAAGAGGAGGAAAAAGAAAAUAAAAAAGAGGAUGAAGAGGAAGAAGAAGAGGAGGAAAAGGAAGAGAAAAAGAAGGACAAGGAAAAAACAUCAUCGUUGAAAGGUGACAAGAAAAAGGUGAUUGAUAGUAAAGAGGAUAAAGAUGGUGAUGGGCAAUUGGAUAUUAGACAAUACGCUGAUAGAAAAUCACACAAUUCAAAGAUGAAAGUUCCGGUGAUCAGAGGAAAGGUGAGUAUGGAACCAUACUAUAAAUGGUUGAAAAUUUGGGUGACAAAUAACAUUGACACAUUUUUUGAACACUAUCCAUACUCACCGCAAAUUUCCUGGGAACUAACAGAUUGGGGGGGGGGAACUAAUUUUACUGAUUCAUAAGUUUUUAAAAUUUUUAAGUUCCUCUAGCAACUCUAUCUCUCUGUUUCCUAAUCAUAAUUGUUUUCAAAAAUCGCAAAAUUUAGAAUUUCGAAAUGUCUGAAAACUUCUGAAUAUUUUCACAGAUUUUCUGAAUUUCCACAAUUCGGAUUCCGAUGUUUAUUGGAAUUUUGUAGGUUGUUAAAAAAAUCACAUAGAAAAAUUCAGGCUGUAACCAAUGGAACAACACCCGCACCUGAAGAAUCUGAAUGGAGUCCAAAUGUAAGUCCAAAAACCCCUCCAAUUUUCAUCUCCCCAACAAUUUUCAUAGAUUCGUGACAAUGAAGAGCCAGCUGAAUACGCCGACAAACCAAAUAUCAAAUAUUCAUACCCGCCAAAAGAUACACUUCCACUAACAACUUGUUUCCAUAAUCCAUCCGGAUAUGUUUGUUGUAAUUUGGAAUUGAAUAAUGUUGUCGAAUCGACUUAUAAAGAAGUUCGCGAAGAUCCAGCAUUCAAUCCGUGUAAUUUACAAGUUAUUGCUAAUAAGGUUCAGGUAAGAUUGGGAACUUCUGAACUACACAGAUUUUUUUUUUAAUUUUUGAAAUUUCCAGCGUGCCACUGAAAAAAUGUUCGACCAUCCAUUUGAAACUGUUGUAGCACAUGCUGAUUUUGCACAAAAUGUGAAUUUUGCUGGUGAUUUGGUUUGUAAAUUAGAGGUCGAUGGAAAAUACUUGAUUGCGUAUGGGACUCCUUUCAAAGCUGAUGAGGCACUUGGUCCAGAAGGUCCGAAUGGAGAACCAGUUCGACUUGCAAAUACUCGAUUCCGGUUUUAG